Molecule: messenger RNA, 6967 nt
Organism: Anopheles maculipalpis
Lineage: Eukaryota; Metazoa; Arthropoda; Insecta; Diptera; Culicidae
Gene: Strn-Mlck
Product: muscle M-line assembly protein unc-89
Exons: 9
Coding region: 26-6967 (2313 amino acids)
Source: RefSeq, a predicted model, not a curated record
ACGACGCGAAUAUUAGCCCGCCGGGAUGGUACGCAAGCAGAAAACGGACGAAGUGAUCCCGCAGGUGAUCGUUACUGAGCAGGAGCAGCCGGGCGAUGAACGGUCGAUGUCACGCGAGGGCACCUACUCGCGGGAACCGUCCCGGGAGCGUAGAUCCCGAUCGGUGUCCAUCUCGCGCCUGCGGGUGGACGAUCCGCUGCGCAAGGAGAUGAUGUUUGUGAGGGAAAAGUCACCGUUCGAGAUAGGGGAGAAUCGAAAUGUGCAGGUCGCCUCCUGUAAGGCCAUCAUCGAUAAGGCGCUGGUGAUGGACGUGUCGGGCGGUGUGACGAACGUGGACGAGUACAUCUCGCUCUUCUUCUCGUCGGGCUGCGUCAUCGACGAGGCCUCCUGCAAGGACAUCUCGACCGCGGUGGAGGUAACAAUCAUUGAGGAGGAAGAGGAACGUCCCGAGCUGGUGGUGAUGCCGCUCCAAAAAAAAACUUCGACGGAAGAUCUUGAAGAUAGCCGCGAAAUCGAACCCUCGAUGGGAGGGACCGAUACCGAACAGCUUGAGGGUGGUGAGGAUGGUCAUGACGUAGAAGCAACCGAGCCGGACGCAACCGAAGCGUUUGAAGGUGCAACGGAUGAACAGGGGGAAGUGGAGGGCGCGGUAGACAUCGGCGAACGGGGUGAACCCGAGCCACUGCCCGAGGAGCUGGCCGAACCGAAGGAUGAUGAAUCUGAUUUAAAAGCCGACGGCGACGAGUCCGGAGAGUCUUAUAGCGAAACGGAGGAAUCAUCAUCAGAACUAUCCUACUCCUACAGCGACAUGUCCGUGGACGAAGUGGAUCCCUCCGAGUGGCGCGUGUUCCACGAGGAUGAGGACGAAAUCGCGAUGCUCAAGUUCGAGCAGCGGGAGAAAACGCCCGAGCUGACGGAGAAGGAAAAGGAUGCUGAGUUCCAGCGGCUCCGGAAGGCGUCGCGACCGCCGCUAUAUCUCACCAAGCUCACUGACCGGAGUGCCCCGACCGGUUCGACCAUUAAGCUGCAGUGUACGAUCGAGGGUCAGGAGGUGACGGUACAGUGGCUGAAGAAUGAUCAACCGAUCGAGCGGACCGCCUACCUGCAGACGUCGGCCGCCGACGGUCUGUACACGCUCACGAUCAAGGGACUGCGGCACUCGGAUGCGGGCGAGUAUAAGAUAAUUGCAAAGAAUAGGGGCGGUGUGGUUCCGUCCGUUGCCCAGGUGAAGGUGUACGACGCGAUCAAGCCCAAGUGUCAGCUGCCAUUCUUUGUCAAAGUUAGAGAUUACUUUCACCAUGCGCUAAACGAUCUGGUGAUCGAGUGUCAGAUCAUGUUCCAGCAGGAAUGGUCUAUCCCGACCAUAACCUGGCUCAAGGACGGUGAUCCGAUCGUGUUGGACCAGCGGAUAGGUGCCACCUACGAGGGGGAAGAGAUAUUCCAGCUAAAUAUCUACGACCCAACGCCAGAGGACAGCGGUCGGUACACGUGCAUCGCCGAGAAUGAGGCCGGCCGUAGCCAGAUCUCGCAUACGGUCGAUUUUGUCGACAAGGUGCCCUAUAUGCGUCUGCCAGGCAUUACGAACGCCGAUCGCAAGUUGCUAACGGAGGAAGAGAUCGAGGAGCGCAAGCGCGAAGAGCAGCGCAUCAAGAAGGAAGCGCAGGAACGGUUGGCCGGUGGUGGACGUGGCCGCGGCGGUGAGGACGCACACGAACCGUACGAAUCGGAAUCGUUCGUCAUACGCGACUCGAAGAACAAGCUAACCUGGGCCGGCCAGCUGCACAACAUCACCACGACGAAGGGUGCCGUGGUGAAGAUGACCUGUUCGGCUAAUGGACCGUUGCCGAUGUUCAAAUGGCAGCGUAAUGGGCGUGCGAUCGAUUUCGGUGACCAUGUCAAACUGAUGAACAGUGGUGCGAUCGGACAGAUCGUCAUCAAUGGUGUGACGCGCAAAGAUGCGGGUGAAUACACCUGCACAGCAAAGAACAGCCACAACGAGAUCAAGACGACGUGCGUACUGAAGGUGAUAACGCUACCGUCGGCCGAGACGACGCCCGCCACGUUUACGAGAGCCGUGAAGGAGUUCUACGACAUCCGAGCCGACGAUCUGGUGCUAGAGGUAAACGUACACGGUGUCCCGAAGCCGACGAUCAAAUGGCUGAAGGAUGGCGAAGAUGUGGUGCUCGGCGAGAAGCUACUGAUAAACCGUGAACCGAACGGUGUGUAUCAGCUGUGCAUCCACAAGCCGGUCCCGGCCGACUGUGGCGUGUACGAGUGCCAGGCGGUCAACUCGGCCGGCACAGCCAAGGUGUCGCACGAGGUAAGCUUCACGUCGAAGGAUAAGCUGAUUCACGUGCAGCACAUCGAGCAUGCGGACUACUUUAAAAGACGGCUCGAGGAGAAGGAAGCGGCCAGUUUACUGUUGACGGCAGAACCGACCCCACCACCAGAACAGGCGCAACAGGCCACCCCAGCCCAGCCACAGGCCCAGGAGCAAUCAGAACCGGUUAGCACGAGCGAGUCCGCACCACCGGCGGAUACCGGUGCAGGAGUUACCGAGCCCGAAACUACUGCCGGUGAAGCAACCGUACCGGCAGCUCCAGAAGCUCCACAAGAACAAGCUGCACCAAAGCCGAAACCUGCGUUCAAGGCAAUGCCCCGGAAACGCUUUGAGGAUGGACCGGUGGAACCGUUCGUCAUUCGCGACUCCAAGAACCGGUUGAUGUGGGAAACGAAGCUGAAGAACCAAACGGCACCGGCCGGUAAGACGAUGAAGCUGACGUGCAGUGUGACUGGGCCACAGCCAACGUGGCGCUGGUUGAAGAACGGUAAGCCGCUCGUCUGGAGCAAGAACGUUAUCAACGCGACCAAGGGCGAGUUUGGCUGUGUGCGCAUCACCCCCACGACUGUGGCCGAUUCGGGCGAGUAUCAGGCGUUCGCGAAAAACAGUUUCGGAGAGAUCGAGUGCUCCUGCACGGUGAACAUCUUUGCGACGGAGAAGGACAUCGAGACGGUGCCAACGUUUACGCGGGUCAUUGACUACUACGAUUCCUUAGUGGAUGAUCUGAUCCUAGAGGUGCACGUACGCGGUGUUCCGGAUCCGAAGCUGAGCUGGGAGCGUGAUGGUGUGGAGUUUACCAACGAAACGGAUCGUGUGAUUAUUUCACGCCAAGGUGACGGUGUUUAUCGGUUGAGCAUCCACAACCCAGAGAAGCUUGACGGUGGCAAAUGGGUGGUGACGGCUAAGAAUAAUGCCGGUGAGGAGAAACUUAAGCACUCGGUCACUUUCAAGGGACGCGAGUUCUACCAGAGCCAGCUAACGCACGGUAUCUACCAUGCGGAUAAGCCAGUCACACGCUCAGAAGAGGACGGAAUUGUGUACGGUACACGUUCCCGUUCGGUGUCUCGGGCACCAUCCGUAGCUCAUCAGGUUGGACCGGAACCGGACAUCUCCGCUGUCGUUGAGGCGCUCCAGGCUGUUGAAGCAACAACUGAGGAAGCGCCUGCAUCAGCUGACGGAGCGGAUGCACCCGCGGCUACCGAAGCACCCGAGGAACCAGCCGUGAAGAAGAAGAAGGAACCGAAACAAUGGCGCAAAAACUUGCAGGGUUUGCUGAAGGGACGCAUUCCUGGACCGAUUGCGGAAGAGCCCACCAAACACAAGGUGCUGGAAGUGAAGCAAAAGCUGUACUUCGAGGCGAACCUCAAAAAUCAAACCGUGGCGGAGGGUUCGCAUAUUAAGCUGGUGUGUUCGUGUGUUGGUCCGCAGCCGACAAUCAAGUGGUUCAAGAACAACAUUCCACUCGUCUGGAGCAAGAAUGUGAAGAACGAUACGAAGCUGGGCGUUGGUGCGGUUCACAUCAUCUCGGCCGAGUUGAACGACUCCGGCACGUACAAGUGUACUGCCAGCAAUACGGCCGGUGAGGUAGAAACUAGCUGCAAGGUGAUCGUGUUCCCGGUGCCCGAGAAGCAGCACGUUGCCCCGAGCUUUGUGCGCAAUGUUAAAGAGCACUACGACAUCCAGACGAAUGAUUUGAUUCUGGAGGUGAACGUGCGUGGCAAUCCGAUGCCCUCGAUCAAGUGGUUGCGUGACGGUAUCGAUCUGCAAGAUCCAACGGGAGAGAAGUUCUUCCCGAUGCGCGAACCCGGUGGUGUCUUCAAGCUCACCAUCCACGAUCCGCAAGCCAAGGAUGAAGGACAGUAUGCGUGUGAAGCGACAAACGUCGUCGGCAAGGAUGUCAUCCGGCACGCGGUGCGCAAGAUUAUGGAACGCAAGAUCGCCGAAAGCCACGUGUUCGGUAUCGCCUACCACGAUCCGAAUGUGAUGAAGCACGGUGUGUACGAGGAACCACCGAAGGAGGAACCUGCUCCACGUCCUCACCGGGAGUUUGUCUUCCUAGAGGACGGUUCGUACUACAUACGCGGACAAACGCCCGAACAUCUAUGGGAGUGGGAAACGGACACCAGUGCGGAGAGUGAGUACGAAGAGUACGUAUCGCCGGAACCGGAACCAGAACCGGAGGUACUGCCGGAACCCGAGCCCGAACCAGCACCGGUAGAGAAGGUACCGUCGCGCUCACCGACACCCGACUUCCUGAAAAAGACUCCACCACCGCAACCGCCGAAAAAACCGGAACCGGUCGAAGCGGACGAUGAGGACGAAGAUGAGGAUGAAGAGGAGGAGGAGGAGGAAGAGGCCCCACCACCACCACCGAAGCGUGGACCAAAGAUUAAGAAGCUGCGCAAGAAGCGUGUCAAGCAACCAGUUCAGGAGGAAGAAUCGGCGGCCCCGGCGGAGCCAGUUCCAAAAGCGGAGGAAGUUUCCCCUGUUGAAGGCGAAACGGUCGAGGAUAAGGAGAAGCUUCGCAAGGAACGCUAUCUCCGUCUGUUCCCGGAACUAAAUCCGGACGAGGCAAAGCGUGUUGAUGCUCGGGCUGUGUUGCGAUUCGGAAGUACCCUGCAUGACAUCAACAUCGUCGAGGGUAAGCCGGUGCGUCUGUUCUGUACCGUGCUGGGUUCGAAGGCCGACUUCAAGUGGUACAAGAAUGGUGAACCCAUGGAGUUUACCAAGCAGAUCAAGAAUCUGUCCGAUGCAAAGGAAGGCACAGGUGUGGUGGCAUUCAACAAGGCGGCCCGCGAAGAUUCGGGUGAGUACGAGGUGGUAGUGAAGGAUAAGUCCGGCGCCGUCAUCAGAGGUACCUGCAAGUUGAACGUGCUGCCGGCACCGGUUCGUAUCCCGGUCGCUGAGGGUGAAGCUCCACGGUACGUACGCUGCAUGACCCAGCACUACGAUCUACGCGUGGAUGAUCUUGUGCUGGAAACGCAGAUCAAGGGUACGGGUCCGAUCAAGGUGGAAUGGUUCCUGGACGGUAUUAUCAUCCCGAACAAUGAGAAGUACAUCCAGAUCCGCGAACCCCACGGUAUCCACAAACUUUGCAUCCACAAUCCACAGAUUCGUGACAAUGGCCGGUACAUGGUGAAGGCCACGAACGACUUCGGCACGGAAGAGCUGAAGUAUACGCUGCGGUUUGAGGGUAAGGCGGCCGCAAUGCCAAUGUACCAUAUGCACCACGCUGACAAGCGUCGACCAGCAUACGAGGAGGAGAAGGUACAGGAACCGCGUCAACACCGUGAAGUCGUGUUCCUGGAGGACGGUUCGUACUACCUCAAGGGACAAACACCCGAACGGUUCUGGGAGUGGGAAACGGACACGGAUGCUGAGAGCGAGUACGAAGAGUACGUGCCCGGUGACACCGAGAGCGAGGAAGAACCGGAACCGGAAGAGGAAGAGGAAAAGGAAGAGGCGGCCGAGAAACCUGCCUCGCCGGAAAAACCACCAACCGAACCAGCUGCCGAUGGCGCGGAGAAGGAAGAAGCGGAAGAAGAAGAGGAAGAGGAAGUGGUGGAACCACCGCCGAAGCCUCCGAAGCGUGGACCAAAGAUAAAGAAGCUGCGCCGCAAGCUACCGAAGCAACCGACCCCGGAGCCGGAAAAGCCAAAGGAAGUGCCGAGAGAGCGUGAACCACAACCACAGCGUGGACCAACCGGAGAACCGAAGGUAAAGCUCAGCCAGCUGAUCUCGAGCGGCAAGAGCUUGGCACCGCCGGAGGUGCCGCGUGUUAAGCGCUGGAAGAAGCCGAUUGAGGUGGAGUUCAUUUCGCAUCUGCGCAGUGGCACGAUCAAGAAGGGCAAGAACUUGACGCUCAACUGUUGCUGCUCGGACGCGCAGAAGAUUGAAGUGACCUGGCUGAAGGAUGACGAACCGUUGGUAAUGGGCCCAAGGUGCCGUAGUGAUGUGACGCGCCAGGGUUACUGUACGCUCGAUUUGGUCGACCUGCGGCUGGAGGAUUCGGGUGUGUACAAGUGCGUGGCCAAGACAGCCAACGGUACGGCGACCGAUUCGUGCCGCAUUACUGUGUUUGAGUUGGAAAAGAAGGAUGAGGUCGAGCUGGUACCCCCGACGUUCAUCACACCACUGAGAGAACUGUACCAUCCGACGACGAAUGAUCUACAUCUGGAGAUUCGCGUGCGCGGCAAUCCGGUACCAACGUUCCGCUGGAUGUACGACGGCAUACCGAUUCUGCAGAGCAACGAAAAGUACGAGAUCUUCAACCAGCACUACUACGAACAGGGCACCAAGAUCACCACCGUACAGCUGAUCAUCAACGAUCCGCAGCUGCGUGACAGUGGCAAGUACACGCUGAUCGCCAAGAACGAUGUCAAGACGGUCGAAAUGUCCCGGCAGAUAUCGAUCCCGCUGCGCUUCGAUGCACGGGUGCAGGCACCCAAGAAGCGCAUGGACGAUGUGGUGGUAGAGAAUGAGGCGCCACGCGUCCUACCGAAACCGCCCACGCCCGAACCGGAACCGGUCCCCGAGGAACCACCGACUGAACCGGCCGAAGGCGAUGAACAGCCCGAGGAAGAGGUGGAAGAAGAAAAGGAAGACGAAGAGGAGGAAGAUGAGUAA